AACACAAACGCAAGGCUCUUUCACAAGCUUUCCUUUUUUCGUCCAACAUCAGCGAACCCCUCUUGCAGCUUUCACUUCGCAACACAACCAUUGCUCUUGUCCAAAAGAUUUUCAGCAUUCACGCCCGCUUCUUCACACUAUCAUCGUUAAGAGAAAUAAUUCUCCAUCUUUCGAACGACCACCUAUACCUCCCUUUUCUCCCACUUCUUGACCUUCUCUACGCAAUAUGGGUGAAUCAAGGUAGGGGUGCCCCACGUGUGGGAAGACAACUAUUCAUACCAAGCAAACUAUCACCAUUGCCUCAAUCACUGUGCUAACGUCGCUCUAGGCAGGAACUUCUCAACUGGUUAAACGGCCUCUUGCAGCUUAACAUUACACGUGUAGAGCAAUGUGGAACCGGGUAUGUCACAGAUGAGCAACAUCAAUUCUCUCACCCCCCCCCUUUUGUGUGUGAAAAGGAAGCUCGUUCCCUGCUUCGGGAAACUGUUUUGACUGACAACGAUAAUUCUUGAACAGUGCUGCGCUAUGCCAGGUUUUUGACUCCAUCUCCGGUCAGUAGCGAGUCCUAUUUCCCCCCUCCUCUGCUUGAUGGGGAAGGGGGUUGUGUGAAAAACAUGGAGUUGUAGCUUACUUCUUGUCUUCAGGCGAUGUUCCCAUGCAGAAAGUCAAGUUCAACGUCAAUACUGAAUACGCCUAUCUCCAGAACUUCAAGAUUCUUACCUGUACGGUUUCACUUGGUCUCCCCAUGUUCUUUCUACGCAUAUCUUAAUGUUUGAUUUGGUGAAGAAUUCGCUUACAUUUAGUUUUUUUUUCCCUGGGAAUUUUCUUUUCCGGGGGUGCUGUAUUGCUGUUGUUUAGCUGUCUUUUCUUCGAAAGGGAUCGAUAGGCCUAUUCCCGUCGAGCGUCUAGUCAAAUGCAAGUUCCAGGACAAUCUUGAGUUUCUGCAAUGGACGAAGAAGUAUUGGGAUCAGUACUAUCCUGGCGGCGAUUACGAUGCGCUCUCCCGCAGAAAAGGCGCGGGCUCGGUCGGUGGCAAUCCUCCUCCUACCUCUCGCGCCAAUGCCUCUUCCGCCGCUGUGAAACGUGGAACUACUCCAACAGUUGGUGGUGGUGCUCGGACCAGAACUCCCCUCGGUGGUGCCAACACUGCCGCGCUCCAGCAGGAAAAUAACAUGUUGAAGGAGAAUGUUGCCGGGCUCGAGCGCGAGAGGGACUUUUACUUUAGCAAGUUGAGGGACAUUGAAUUGUUGAUUCAGCAGGCUGUCGAGCUAGAUCCUAAGAUUGACGAGGAGGAGGAUGGCCUGAUCAAGCAUAUACAGGCGACCUUGUACUCCACAGAGGUGACAGCCCCUAGUGACCAUGAAACGAUUCAAGGGCGCGCUGACAUCGAGAAGGAGGGAUUCGAGAUACCGGCUGAGGAUGGCGGCGACGAUCUGGAGACAUUCUAGAUGGGGGAUCUAUGAUGUGGGCCUUGGCUUAAACUAUGAACGAGGGGGUUAAAAAUCCACGGAAGCCUGACCAUUGCGUGGAGUAACGCCGUUUUCAACGGAUACCUUUUUCACUUUCACUUUUCAGUUUUCCCACCUUUCUCUCCUUUCCCUAGUGAUUCCUUUACCCCAAUUAUCCUGUUCCUCCGCCCUUACUUUCGCCGCCCCGGGGUUUCAAUUAGUAAAAUUGUAUUUUCUCGCACCGCUUCGUCCCGUAUUGAAGUGCUUGAUUUCUUUUUUUCUUGAUUUUGUUCUUUCUUUUCCGUGCUAUAAGCAUUGCCUGGUAGUUUUCGAGCGUUUGGUCAAGUUUGGUGGGAGAUGCCCGUUUGUGAAAUGGAACGUAAUUCGGGAGAAGGCGUGUUCUAGAUGAAAUGUUGGGAGGAAAUAUGAUAAAGUUCACGCUUUCCUGUAUGUGAGGCUAGGAUUACAGUCAAGUAAAAGGAAAAAGUGAUAUUUCGGUAGAUGUUUCCUUUGUGAUUUUGAAGUUAUCUGUGAUCCGGGAAAGAGAGAUUCACAUGAUGGGGGAUGGAGAGACCAUUGCGGACUGUCAUGACCCUUGAAACAGGGGAUAGAAUAUUGUGACCCGUAGAGCAGCCACCGCCGCAGCCACAACAACUGUACUUAACUUGAUAA
Messenger RNA from Tuber aestivum (summer truffle), 2120 nucleotides. Lineage: Eukaryota; Fungi; Ascomycota; Pezizomycetes; Pezizales; Tuberaceae. The record is from the annotation of a GenBank genome assembly.